GUACCCUCCUUAAAGGAGCAUUGGUAUCUCAAAAAAUAUUUGCCCUUAAUUUCUCUUUCUCAUCACUAUUUGACAUCUCUUUCCUCUCUCUCUCUCUUUCAAAUGUCAAUAACCCAAUACUCAAGCGAUUUCCACUACCAUUCUCUCAUGUGGCAACAACAGCAGCAACAACAACACCACCACCAAAACGACGUCGUGGAGGAAAAAGAAGCUCUCUUCGAGAAACCUUUAACCCCAAGCGACGUCGGAAAACUCAACCGCCUCGUCAUCCCAAAGCAGCACGCCGAGAGAUACUUCCCGCUAGCUGCAGCGGCCGCAGACGCGGUGGAGAAGGGACUUCUCCUCUGCUUCGAGGACGAGGAAGGUAAGCCAUGGAGAUUCAGAUACUCGUAUUGGAACAGUAGCCAAAGUUACGUCUUGACCAAAGGCUGGAGCAGAUACGUCAAGGAGAAGAACCUUGACGCCGGAGACGUUGUUCUCUUCCAUCGCCACCGUGCUGAUGGUGGUAGAUUCUUCAUUGGCUGGAGAAGACGGGGUGACUCUUCAUCUUCCUCCGACUCUUAUCGCCAUCAUCAAUCCAAUGCCUCGCUCCAAUAUCAUCCUCAUGCAGGGGCUCAAGCGGUGGAGAGCCAGAGAGUGAAUUCGAAGACAUUGAGACUAUUCGGAGUAAACAUGGAGUGCCAGCUAGACUCGGACUGGUCGGAGCCAUCCACACCUGACGGUUCCAACACAUGUACAACAAAUCACGACCAGUUUCAUUUCUACCCUCAGCAACAACAACACUAUCCUCCUCCGUACUACAUGGACCUAAGUUUCACAGGAGAUGUGAACCGGACGAGCUGAGAAGCCCACGUACAAGGAUAAGAAAGAAACAAAAGCUUCACAUAUAUGGUCCCUGUCAUGCUGUUUUUAGAUGUUGAUCCCUUAAUAUUACAAAGGCUCAUUUUGUAUUAUUUAAAGUAAAAUCAUAAUCGAUUCUUCCUUUAAAUCUCUCCCAAAAUUUUCACUCUCUUCCUUUUUUUCUUCUUAUGUAUUAGAUUCUUUAAUAUAGCUAACAAAUUGUAUAGAAUUCAAGAUUUCUGGCUAUUCCACACUUUAUCUUUUC
This is a messenger RNA of Camelina sativa (false flax), 1105 nucleotides long. Its product is annotated as B3 domain-containing protein At2g36080. Gene Ontology annotation, molecular function: DNA-binding transcription factor activity; DNA binding. The record is from RefSeq and is a predicted model, not a curated record. NCBI's taxonomy places the organism in Eukaryota, Viridiplantae, Streptophyta, Magnoliopsida, Brassicales, Brassicaceae.